Molecule: messenger RNA, 6881 nt
Organism: Phascolarctos cinereus (koala)
Lineage: Eukaryota; Metazoa; Chordata; Mammalia; Diprotodontia; Phascolarctidae
Gene: FAM53C
Product: family with sequence similarity 53 member C
Biological process (GO): protein import into nucleus
Cellular component (GO): nucleus
Source: RefSeq, a predicted model, not a curated record
UGGAGGAGAAGGGGUGGACAGCACUCAUCACACCCACCCCAGGCUCUCUACCAGGGCCUUGGAGAAGAAAAAACUCCACCACCCCGGCCGUUUUAGUUCAGAAUAACCCCAAGCUUGAGGGAGAAGGCCUGGGGUCCCCAGAAAAUCGCCCGCCAGCCGGUGCCACUGAACUUAAGUAGAUCUACCCCCAAGGGAGACUUCUGCUCCUCAGCUCUGACACAGUGUUUCUCAGACCCCAAGUAUCAAUCAGUGGUCACUCAGAUCUUUGGGGAGUGGGGGGGGUGUCAGUGCCCCAUUUGGGGAGAGAACAGAAAAGUGAGGGAGAGAGUUGGCUGGUGAGAGGGUCGGGCCUGAUGGGUGCCUAAGAGGCCAAGCCAGAUGCCUCCUCCCAGAAGGGCUUCGCUCCUUGCCAGUUGUUAGGCUGAGAAGUUUUGACUUGUUUAGUGUGGGUUCAGGGCUUUAUUUUGCAGAGUUAAAAGAUAAGGGUAAUCAAGGAGUCAAGAGUAAGCCUUUUAAUGCUUUAGGUUUGACUGCCUAGACUAGGGAGGCAGGCCCUUUUGAAACUAGAUUGUCUUCUUUUGUAUCUUGAUUCAAUUGUUUCAGUUCCCUACCCCCCACUCCCCCACCCCCAUUUUAAGAAAUGUGGGGCCCAGAGUAUCAGUUAAUGUGAUAGGUAAUAGUUGGAUUUUUGCAAUGACUUGUGUAUGACCACAUCCCUGAAAUUAAAAUGCAGAAAAUAUGAAAUCUUCUUCAUUUGAUUUUAGAGAGAGAACUAGGAGUUUACUCUGGCCUAAAUCUUAAGAAGACCCUGGAAAUGACUUUGUCUCAUACUCUAAAGGCUGUCAGUCCCUAGUAUCUGAACAUAACUAGGUACCGUUUUCCAUUAAUGGAUCUCCAAAAAGGCAGCUUUAAGAAACCAAAAGCAUGAAGUGUGAUAUAGCUUAAGCUUUAACUUCUAUAACAAGGGCAUACAUAGGGGGAGCAGCUGAGGAGAAAUCUCAGUUUAUACGAUUUUUGUAGUGUUUUGAUUUUCUUUUUUUUUCUGAAGAGCAUAGAGAACUUUCCCAGUGUCUCAGGGAAGUAUCUUUCUGUGAGAUGGAUAUGUAUUAAAGAGUAUUCGCCCCAUUUUACAGAAGGAAAAAGUCACAGAAUAACUUGCCCCCAAGGUCACAUACAAAGCAGAGCUUGUCAUAUACAAACAAUGCUCUUUUAGACUUCUGUGAGUACACAGGCACAAGUGAAUGAAUGAGUAAAUGGUGUCCAGCCAGAAAGGUAGAACAGAUUGCCUUCUGCAUCCUAAUGAUGUCAUCACUCCCAGCAUCCCUAGGCUUUGUGGUGCAUUGAACAGGAAGAGUGAGAGAUGAUACCCUGCUGGACUCCUCUGAAAUGAUUCCUUGGAUUUAUGUAGUUUGUUGUUCCACAGAGCUCAAAUUGUUUUUAUCUUUUAUCUUAGUUACCAAGUAUACUAUUAUUUUUCCCUCAUUUUAGUUAUGAAGAAACUGAGGCCCAUAGAUAGACUGAUGUUAUUUGCCCAAGGUUCAUGUAGUAUAUAGCAAGUAAGGUUGGAAUGGUAUUAAAACCUAGGUACUCCUUAACUUCUUCCAUUAGAGUAAGUUAUGUACUCCAGAGGGUUAUAUUGCCCUCUAGGUCAUUCCUAAAAUUGGAUAAACAGAAGCCAUUGAAAAACUAGGUUAACAUCUCUUCUUCAGCCCAACAAAAGUCCUGUAGCCGAUUGUGGGUUUGGAGCCUGGUGUUAAAUACAGACAGUAAUGUUCCUUACGACUCAUCAAGAGGUUGAUUCACUAUAAGUAUAUAUAGUAUAGCCUUUGAGCUAGAGCAAUCCUGAAAUUUGGCAGAAUGAAGUCAUAUAGAUCUGUAGGGUUUAGAUUAGAAUUAUUUUGCUUGCCAGUUUUUUGGGUUUUCAUUCAAAAUUUUUAGGAGGCACUUAGCAAACAUAAUUAUUGUGUCAAUGAAAACAGUGACUUCUUACUAACUCAGGUUAAAUGCAGUGCAAAAUUCUGUUCUGCAAAAACCACACAUUUUAUCCCACUUCUCUGUGGUUUAGGCAUGUUAGAAAAGAACACUUCUCUUAUUAGGAACCACAGGUGACAUUUCAUGGUCAUCUGAACAAACUUGCACUUUGGGCAUAGGUUUAACUAAUUUGACACCUGAGCAGUUGGCACUCAGGUCUCUUUUUGUACAACUUGAACAUAUUAUUUUGUACCAUUUGUUCUGCAUGUAUAUUUCACAUUCUUCUUACAAAACUGUAAGUUCCUAGAGGGUAAGAAAUUUUGUCUAAACUUUGUAUUUCCCCCAGCAACCUCUAGAGGCACCCAGUAGGUCUUAUACAUACUGAAUUGAAUUGAAGGUUGAAGAAAACAUAUUGGCAGGCGACCAAGAUGGGAGUGACCACUUGGGUGCCCAGUUCUUUUCCAAAGUAGACAGCUAUUAAAAUAACUCUUGACUGUGUUUAGCUACAGCCUAGUCAGGUAAUACGGAAGCAAGCUUAGUUAAUUUAGGUGAGAAUAUAAUAGGCCAGAAGCGUACAUGUCCUCUAAUAUUGGUGGUAGGGAGCUUGGUCCUUGUGUACCUUGCAGAUUUCAGCAGGCAUGAAUCAAGUGGGAAGUCCCGGUGAUGCUAGAACGGUGAUGGAGUGGCAGAAGGUGACUCCGAAGUGAGGUGGCUAAAGGUCACAAAAGACAAAGGAGACGUUCCACUUCUCCGCUCAAGUUCUGGGUCUUGGGGAGAAUCAUGAUAACUUUGAUUACUGAGCAACUACAGAAGCAGAGUUUGGAGGAAUUGAAAUGCACGUGCUUCAGGAUCAGUCUGCCUUUGCCUGAUCAUUCUGAUGUCUCUACCUGUGGGGAUCCUUUCCAGCUUGUUUCUGAAGGUGCUUCUUGGAGGGGCCUGCCCCCCUGUCCCUGUGCCGGGCUCAAGGACAGCCUUAGUCUCAGCUAUCACCACUCUAGUCUGAGUUUGCACUUCAAACCUCCAAGCCGGGGAGGCUCCCCACAGGAAAAACCGCUCGGCCAGGGCCUUUCCCCAGAGUCUCCAGGCUCAGAGAAAGUUCCUGUCCCUCCUGCCCCUCCAUCCAAGAGGCACUGUCGCUCUCUCUCAGUACCUGUGGACCUCUCUCGAUGGCAGCCUGUGUGGCGGCCUGUUCCUUCCAAGUUGUGGACUCCUAUCAAACGUCAAGGCAGUAAUGGAGGAGUGGGUGGGCCACUGGUACCGCAUCAGAGCUCCCCCAAGCGGGUCUCCAGCCUCAGGUUCCUCCAAGCCCCGAGUGCCUCUCUUCAGUGUGUCAAGGCCAACAGAUCCUGCAGUCCACCUUUCUUCAGUUUGGCCCUGACGCAUCGUGAUUCCCCAAGACCCUGUGCUGCAUCCCCUCCCAGUGGAUCAUGGGAGAGUGAUCAUGAGCCCCUAUCCCCUUUCCCUCCUCAGCGCCGCUUCUCUUUGUCCCCCAUCCUCAUCCCCCAGGCAGGCCGGUUCCUGCCCUCUGCCCGGAGUUCCCCCUCCUCCUCCCCAGAGCUGACCUGGAGACCCCAUGGUCUUCCCCGAAGCCGAUCGCAGCCUUGUGACCUGGAUGCACGAAAGGGUGGGGUCAAACGGCGCCAUGAUGAUGACCCCAGGCGUCUGCGACCCUCACUGGACUUCGAUAAGAUGAAUCAGAAACCGUAUUCAGGAGGUCUCUGUCUCAUAGAUACAGCCCAGGAAGGCAACAGCAUCUCCCCACCGUGGUUCAUGGCCUGUAGCCCUGCACCCCUUUCUGCCUCCUGCAGUCCCCUUGGCGGCUACUCCCAAGUUCUGAGUGAAAGCGAAGAGGAAGAAGAGGGGACCAUGAGGUGGGGCCGAUCCCUUUUUACCAAGCGGACACUCUGCCAGCAGGACUUUGGGGACCUGGACUUGAAUCUGAUUGAGGAAAACUAGAGCUGAGAAGCUGCUUCUUGGGGGGAAAGCAAACUUCAUGUCUACUAACAAGUGAUGAGGCCUCCAGGCCAGAGACUAAACCUGGGAACUGGGGUGAGUUGAGGGCUCCAGUUCUGGGCAGCUGGGAAACAGCACGCACCAUGAAGCUCCACAGUGCAGACCCAACAGCUUGAUGAGAGGAGCUGAGUUUGGUGUGGGAGAGCAAGGGGUCAGAUGGUACAGAGUUCAACUUCUGUUGAAAGUCUUUAGCUGAAAUCUGAGAAGUUACAGUGUGUGAUAUCAAGAGAGCAGUGAGAUGAAGUCUAGAGGAGGGCUUUGGGAUCCCAUGUUUCUGUGUGGGGAUGUUCACAAACUGCUUUGACUUGAGGGAUCUGUCAGGUCUUAGAAUUGGCCAAGAUGUCACGAUCUGUGUGUGUGAGGUUGGGGGUGUGAGGGUGUUUGAGUGAGCAGUCCCAGAAAAAUGUGGCUGGCCCACCUUGGAGUAUCAAGUGGUAUCAGGUGGUAUAUAAGAUCCCAAAUUUUAAUGAAAAAUUAGGGGAAAUCUCUAAAUGGGAGAAAUGAGGACCCUGAUCGGGGCACUCUCCUUCCAAUUCUAUUUCCUAACUGGUCAUGUGCUGGUAUAUGGUCAACUGUUCCUCUGGUUCACUAUGUUUCUGUUUUGGGUGGAAGCUUGUUCUUUUAAGGGGGGGCUGCCCUAAAGUUGGGGACUCACAGAGAUGUCCCCUGUAGGACAUCUGUAUUGUCCUAAAAUGUGCUAUUAGCCUCCCAACUCUGGGGUAGUACCAGCUGUUGGGGGUAAGUAUAUAUACCCCAGUUUGGUCAAAGCCCAUCUUUUGAUCCCUAUCAGAAUGGUCUUAGUAUUCUGUUCCCCAGCCCUUUUUGUAUACACAACUGGUAAAUGUGGGGGAGGGGAUGUUGAAGAGGGACAGUGGCUAUGAUAACCCUGCAUGUUCAUUUCUCCCUUUAUCCCUACUUAGAGAAAGGUGUCUGUCACAGAUACCUUUUCUCUCUGACCUUCCCCCACCCUCCACCCUACCCCUUUCGUUAGUCUGGGAGAGGGAAGCUUGGGAAGGCACCCCUUCCUGUUCCAGAUCAGAUUCACCGGCCUACAUCUUCACCAAGAACUGAUGAGCACGGCAGCAGGAGGAGUGACAGCAGGUCCCAGCUGGCUUGGGUGAGCUCACCACAUCACAAGCAUUUGAAAGCAGAUGGGGAGGACAGUGUGGGGGGGUGGCCACUGUUAGACCCAAGCCUAGCCUGUCCCAGUUGCUAAGCUUGACCCCAAGAGGGAGUUGGCAUUGACUAUGUUGGAUUACACUAAACUCCAGCGAGGAAAUGUUAUUGUUUCUAAUUGGCCCUGGGAGAUAGUAGGGAGGUUGGAACUCAGUGAGGGAAUUAAUUGGCUGUAGAUUUUGAAGAAAACCUGUGAGAAACAGCUGGGAUUUUUUGUUUGUUUGUUUGUUUUGUAUUAUUUUCUAUCCAGUGACCUGAGCCAGAGCAUCAGGCCUGUUGGUAGUGGUGAGGCUUUUAAGGGCUAUGCUGGUGACAGUGGGUAUCACCUUUCUCUGCUGCUGUACCUGCUACCACAGUUGCUAAGUAGGUAGUUUGUCCAGUGUUUGGCUGGAUCUAAUAUAGGACCCUGCCUUUCCUGUUAUAGGUAUGGGGGGGAAUCUCUGUUUCUUCUUUUAGUUACUAGGAUGUCCUAGGGGUCUCUCUAGGUCCUCCUCUCUGGAGGCAUCAUAUGGGUUUGAACCUGCCAUUUCUUCCACUUCUCACAUUCCCAUAAAAGUAACACCAGUGAAAGAUGCUGACUCUUGGGAUCUGAGGGAUCCUAUAGUAGGUGCUAAAAGGGCCUUGCUAAGCUGGGCAUGACUACUAAGGUUCUUUCCCUUCUAUUUCUUCACCAUCCAUACCUAAUUUUAUCUACACCUGACGGUUUCUCCUUUCUUGAGUCUGUCCUCACUGUAGAUGGGGGUAUAAGCCUGAUAGAGACUGGGAAAUACAAUGCUGCAAAUUGUCAGUCCUUUGUUUCUCUCCCUCCUGCUUUUGUUUCUUCCUGCUUUUCUCCUUCAGGUCAAAAUUUCUCCUAGCCCAGGCUUCUACUGUUUUCAGCAUCAUAUCCCUAUCUCACUACCUAGGGAGUGCUUUUCUUCUAUUGAUGACUGUCUGCUUAAUCAUCUGAUGUCUCCUUGUGAAGGGAGAUACCAGCUAAUGAAGUAGGAGGGUUGGACUCAGUAAUUUGCACCCUUGACUUGGCUCUCCUGUUGCCUUAGAGGGUAUGUUCAAUUGGGGGAAAAGCCCAUAGGUACAAUACCAUUUAAAAUUGAAAAGCUUGAAAUCUACUGGAACCACUGCCUUGCCCCAGGACAAGUCUUUUAAAAAGCAGGUGGAUUUUGCUUUACUGAAUAUAUUCCUGAAAAAUUUUGUGUAACCUGGAUUCAAAUAUUUUAAAUACACUAAAAGAAGUUCACCAUUUUAAAGCAUCCUGAAGCCAAUUUUUGUCAACAACAACAACAAAAAAUCUCCCCUCCAAUUGAUCUUAUUUUGUAAAUCUAAAUUUUUCACAUAAUGGGUUUGCCUAACAUAGGGGUACCUUGGUACCAGAUUUACAAUGGGCAUUACUGGGUGAAAGUCUCCAUCUGUGAUGUGUUGGGUUGUUUGGCUGACCCAUGGGUGAGUAUUUCUAUGUGUGUGAUUGAAGCUGCUGUAAGACUGGUGCUUUCAUCCUCCUCAAUCCUCCUGUCCCCUGGUAACUGCCCAGCAGCAGCCCCUGCUGCCAUGUACACUUCCACCUGCUGCCAAAGUCCCUGUGCUAAUGGGAUUAAAACCCACACAACAAAAGGAAAUUUUGGUAACUUUGUUUUAUAUUAAAAGAAAAAAGUCUGUGUGUAUUAAACAUGAGGUCCUGCCUCUGUGGCUGUGUUUGAAAAAAUAAAGUUUUAUUAGAAUAAGUU